Messenger RNA from Ostreobium quekettii, 318 nucleotides. The record is from the annotation of a GenBank genome assembly. Lineage: Eukaryota; Viridiplantae; Chlorophyta; Ulvophyceae; Bryopsidales; Ostreobiaceae.
AUGUCAAUGCCUAUGCCUGCUUUCCGAACGGAAAGACAACCGUGCAGCGCUGAGGGCUGCAACGAUGAUAGCCAGUCAAGGCUUGCUUUCAUCACAAGUGGCCAUUUGGAUAUCAGUCUGGGUGAGGAAGAGCCUGAAAUUCCUUUUGGGACAGUGCCAUCAGUGCAAUUGCUGCUGCUGCCACUUUGUUGCAACAGUGGCCGCCUACGAAGUGGGAAACUGGGCAGCUACGAUGUGCAGACGUCCUCGCUGAACAGUCGCACAUGGCACUGGUGUUGCUGCAAUGACAUUACCAAUAUUGAGUUGUGCAUGCAUUAA